GCCGUGGAGGGCAACAUGGACAACUUCAUGGUUCAGAUUAAGAAUUUAGCCCAGUCUCUGUACCCGUGUUCCACACAGAAGAUGGACCAAGACAUGAAGUUACACUUUUUAAAGAACGCGUCCGUGACCUGUAACGACGGGUCACCAGCGGGGUACUACAUCAAAGAAUCUAAAGGCAGCAAGAGGUGGCUGGUGUUCUUAGAGGGAGGAUGGUACUGUUUCAACAAGCAAACCUGUGAUGGCAGGUACGAGACCCUGAGGAGACUGAUGAGCUCCACCAAGUGGCCACAUACCAAAACAGGAACAGGGAUUUUGUCCCCUCAACCAGAGGAAAACCCACACUGGUGGAACGCCAACAUGGUGUUCAUCCCUUACUGCUCCAGUGACGUGUGGAGUGGAACUACAGCAAAGACAAACCACAGUGACUAUGCCUUCAUGGGCUCUCUGAUUAUCAAGGAGGUGUUGAAUGAACUUCUAACUAAAGGUCUGGACAAUGCCAAGCUUCUGCUUCUGGCAGGUAGCAGUGCGGGUGGCACAGGUGUCCUGCUAAAUGUGGACCGCGUUGCUGAACAGCUGAGGUCUCAGGGUUUCCCCGGGGUUCGAGUCAGGGGCUUGGCUGACUCUGGCUGGUUUCUGGACAACAAACAGUACAGAUUUACUGACUGCUUGGACACCAUUAACUGUGCACCCACUGAAGCCAUAAAGAGAGGCAUCAGGUACUGGCGUGCACUGGUGCCAGAAAACUGCAGGCAAGCUCACGUCAGGGAAGAAUGGAGCUGCUUCUUUGGGUAUAAAGUUUACCCCACUCUAAAAAGUCCUGUGUUUGUGGUGCAGUGGCUGUUUGAUGAGGCGCAGUUGAUGGUUGACAACAUCCACCUGACAGGACAGCCCGUCCAUGAAGGCCAGUGGAGAUACAUCCAAACCCUGGGGCAUGAGCUGAGGAACACACUCCGUGAAGUACCGGCGAUGUUUGCUCCAGCCUGCUUAUCUCAUGAGCUCAUCACCAGAAGCUACUGGAUGGACAUCCAAGUGAAAGGAACCUCCCUGCCCCGAGCCCUCCACUGCUGGGAUCGUAGUCUCCAAGCCAACGUCUGCAACAACAGUAGCCAUGGUGACCACAAUCACCAAAACCACAAGCCCCCGCCCAUCAGAGGUUGCCCCCAACAUUUGAUUGACAGCUGCCCGUGGCCACAUUGUAACCCCACCUGCCCGACAAUACGGGACCAGCUAACAGGCCAGGAGAUGAGUGUGAUCCAGUUCCUGAAGCAUAUGGGCUUUGACGUGCAGAAGAUGGCCCAGCAGCAGGGGAUGGACCCGGGCAAGUUACUGGGAAUGCUCAACAACGGCAACUGA
Lampris incognitus (smalleye Pacific opah) is the source of this 1353-nucleotide messenger RNA. RefSeq names its product notum, palmitoleoyl-protein carboxylesterase b (gene notum1b). The record is from RefSeq and is a predicted model, not a curated record. Bases 16 to 1353 code for a protein of 445 amino acids. Lineage: Eukaryota; Metazoa; Chordata; Actinopteri; Lampriformes; Lampridae. Gene Ontology annotation, molecular function: hydrolase activity. The transcript has 11 exons.